Molecule: messenger RNA, 1981 nt
Organism: Ostrinia nubilalis (European corn borer)
Lineage: Eukaryota; Metazoa; Arthropoda; Insecta; Lepidoptera; Crambidae
Exons: 2
Coding region: 90-1895 (601 amino acids)
Source: RefSeq, a predicted model, not a curated record
UAUUCGAUGAAAUAAACUACACAAGAAUUCACUUGUACGUACUUACUCGUACUUGCAAUUUUAGUGAUAUUAUUUUAACGUGAACAACAAUGGGCUCCACAGUUCAAAAUACAAAUUAUUGGCACUGCUACAUUUGUGAAUUGGAUAUACCAGCAUCACAUAUUGAAGAGCAUAAUGAAAGUUGGAAACAUAGUAUGUAUGUAUCGAUAUGUCAAGAAUCACUAAAAAGGCUGAACAACCAUAUUACCGUAAGAAACAGCGAUUUAUCGCAUUGCAAGGAAAGUACGAAUAUCACAGACUUUUGUGCCAACUGCUCUGUAAUAGUUGAGAAUAACGAUCACAAAGCAUCAAGAAACCACAACCAAUCGAAAACAAAAGAUGUGCUGAUGGAAAAUCUUUUUAAAUUGUACGUUAGUUCCUCCAACUUCAACGAAAAAUUCCUCAACGAAUUAAAAAAUACCAUAACAAAACUGGUGACACUACUUAGCACAGAAUCUGAGCGAACUAUUUCUGAUAGGAAAUAUAAAACAACAGAACCACUUAAUAAUGGAAUCACGUACGAUAAAUAUAUAAAACCUAGUAUCUCGGAAGCAGACACUCAAACAAACAGUAAUACUUUUAAUAAUAGCGAAUGUAUUAUAGAAGUACAAUCACCAAACAACGAUAAAAAGGUAAAUAUUGUUGAUAAUAAUGAUUGUAAUAAACAUGACCAUUUGCUGAAAUUAAAAGUAGAAAAAACAAUAAGUGAGAACCGUAUAGUACACGACCAAUUAUUGCAAAAGUCUGAAAAAUCAUCAAAAUUCGACUGCAAAAUUUGCUGUAUUGAAAUAGAGGAUAACCCAAAAAUGAUUGAAACACAUAUAAAAUCCUCCGAACAUAUCUUCCUAUUUCAUAAUCUUUUCGGCGACCGCUUAAAAUGUAUUGUCUGCAAUAUCCACCAUGUGACACCAAAGUGCGAAUUAUUACAUAUCAAUUCUAAUAAACAAUCAAUAGAACCCGCUGCAGUAACAAAGAAAAAUGAUGACUAUGAAAAAGUCGUCAACCGUUUGUGUAAUGACAAUAUUAGAAAAACUUUUGCUAAACUUUAUAAAAACGAAAAGGUAGAUAAUAAUUUAGAAGCAGAUAUACAAAGUUCUAAAGCCAGUAUUAAUUCCCCAAUCAUAGGAUGGGAUGAAGAUGGUGAAAGUGUAGAUGGUAAAGACAUGAUAAUUAAUAAUAUUUCGAAAUUUUAUAAAGACGAAAACGCAGAGGAUAAUUUAGAAAAAAAUAUUCAAAGUUCUAAAGCCAUUGUUAAUAUUCCAAAAUUAAGAUGGGAUGAGGAUGGUGAAAAUGUAACUGGUAUAGAUAUGGUAUUGCCAGAAGUAUUAAAUGAUAGUAUUUCUGGCAAUACCAGUUGUUCAGAUAAAUACUAUUUUGAUUCUGAACGCAAAAUGUCUAAUAAGAACCGUAAAAAAAAGGUUAAUAAAGCCAUACACAGUAAAAAAAAGAAACGAUCAAAAAAAAAUAAAAGUAACCAUCAAACCGAGGAGCCUCCAGAUCCUUUGAUGGACAUUGAUUUAGUAAAAAAGGGCCCAAAUAUAAUCUACUGUAAACUAUGUAGAAUAACUGUUUCAAAUAAACCAGGACAUGAUUCGAGACAUUUUAAAGGCAAUUUACACUCAACUGAGCGUCAUUUUUUCUUAACACGAAACAAAAUAACUGCCUCCCAUUUCUAUGAAAAUUAUGGUUAUCUUCACUGCGGUUGGUGUAACAUACAUUUUUACGAAGGGUUUAUACACGAACAUGUUUUAAGUGAAUCUCAUACAACACACAUCCAAGAAUUAAUUGAAUAUGAAAAUAAAAGACUGGAAUACUAUACGAGAGAAGCAGAACACCAAAAAAUCCUGUGUGUGUAAUAUGCAAUGAUGGAAAAAAAAUCUUUAAAGGUCUAGGGAUUAUAAAUUUACACUUUACUCAUAUGCACCAUCUUAAUAAUCAUAAG